Eucalyptus grandis is the source of this 1392-nucleotide messenger RNA. RefSeq lists its product as uncharacterized. The transcript has 3 exons. Bases 283 to 1392 code for a protein of 369 amino acids. NCBI's taxonomy places the organism in Eukaryota, Viridiplantae, Streptophyta, Magnoliopsida, Myrtales, Myrtaceae. The record is from RefSeq and is a predicted model, not a curated record.
CAAGAGCCUCACCUCCCUAUUUCCAACCUCAGUGGCCAAAGAUCUAAUCCAACUUGAGGAGUUGGAGAUCUAUGAAUGUGGCAUUGUGGAACUCAUUGAGAAGGAAGAAGGACCAGUUCCCAAGUUUGAUUUCCCAAAGCUAACCUCCUCAAGCUUAAGCUUCUUAUAGAGUUGAAGUGCAUCUACACCGGAAGACAUGCUUUACAUUGGCCGGCAUUGAAGACCUUGGAGGUCCUUGGCUGUAACAAAGUGGAGAUACUUGCUUCGCAACCUAAGAAUGAGAUGCCACUUCAUAAGCACCCUCUCUUCUUCAUAGAAAAGGGUGCAUUCCCUAGCCUCCAAGAGUUAAAAUUGGAUUUAUCCGAACGGAUGGAGAUAUGGCAUAGGCAUUUUCAUGAUGGAGAAUUCUUCAACAAGCUUAGAUUUCUUGAGCUUCGUCAUCUCUCCCAGGAAUCGUCAAUAUCCACAUCAUGUUUUGUUGAGAGUUUACCCAACUUGGAAGAGCUAGUUGUAUGUGAAUCUUAUCUAAAAGACCCAAGUAGCAUUAAAGAAGCCAUAGAAGGCACAAGUCAUGAGCUAAAAGUGAUAUUACCAUUUUCAAGAUAUAUUCGACAUCUACAAAGUCUAGAUGUGUCACUUUGUGAUGGGUUAUCAAAUCUUUUCACACCGACAAUAGCAGAAAAUUUGGUGGCACUCACAAAAUUGAAGAUAAGUAAUUGUAGAAUAUUGACAGAAGUCAUUAGUGAUGAGGAAGGUGGGGAGGGGCAUGUAGUGGCUUUCAAUCAAUUGAAGUAUAUGGAGCUUGACAGGUUGGCUAGGUUGAGAUGUUUCAGCUCAGGUGGAUACACUUUGAUGUUCCCUCUCUUGGAAGAUAUCAUUGUGAAUAGAUGUCCCAAGAUGAAGUUCUUCUUCGAGGGACCAAUGGAGGUUGCAUUUGUUGGGACUAAGUUUAUGAGGUUGUCUGAGUUCCCGGAGCUGAUUGGAAAAUGGCAUAGUGGACUUAAUCCCUUCAUGUCAUCUUGGCAAUUAGAAUCACUAGUGGUGGAUAAAUGUUCAUCAUUUAUUAACGCUAUUCCAUCCAAUUUGAUGCUUGUUUUAAAGAGAAUGAGAAGCUUGCAAGUGCACGAUUGUGAGCCUUUGGAAGAAAUAUUCGAUCUUGAAGGGCUUGAGGCUAUGGAUUGCAUCCAGGUGCUGCCUCAGCUGGAGGAUCUGUACUUGGUCAAUCUACCAAAGUUGAGGCAACUAUGGAAUAGAGAUCUCCAAGGAACAAUGUGCUUCAAUUCUCUAAGACAUCUUAGCCUUUAUAAAUGCAGCAACUUGAGACAUGCUUUUGUUCCAUCAAUGGCUCGAUGCCUUCCCAAUCUAUCGAGGGAUGGAAAUAAAGGAGUGUGA